UGCACUUUCUUUUAAACUGAUAAGUAAUUCUAUUUUAGGAAAGAAUGUAGCAAAAAGCUUAGCCUUUUAGAUACAUCAUCUUUCAUAUGUUGAUUUUCGAUGGCGCUGUGUACAGUGCUCAACUUCACAUCCAUUUGUAAAUUACUAGACCAAUGUGCCGUGUUUGCCCCUAGGCUAUUACCCCAGCUGUGCAAUCACUUCAGGGUUGUACUCUAAGUUUGAAGUGAUUUGAUACAUACCCAGUCAAUCAGCGCCCCUGGCUUCUCAGGAGAAUGAACGGCUCCCUUUUAACCCCACCCAGCCCCCGAGCGGCAAAUUCCUCUCCUUUGCCUCCAUCCCCUUCUCCAUCCCCCCCAUCUCCCUCUUUAUUGCCCCUUUCUUCCCGGCCACCACCACUACCCCCGCUGGUGAGUCCUCCACCCCAAGCUCACCCAUCCUCCCUGUCAGACACCCCAACGCCAUCCCCCUCGCCAUGUUUGAGCUGGACCGAAUUCUGUGAACUGCAUGCCCGCGUGGCAGCCGGUGACUUUGCACGGCACUUCCGGGCUUUUCUGCUGGAGAACCCACACUACUCUGCUGACUCAGCGGCAGCCUUCUGCCGCCGCUUCACCGACCGCUUUGUUCGCCAUUUCCAGAGCGAGCUUGAGGGGGUGCCCCCGCCAAGCUGUCCCACUGGAAGGGAGGAAAUGGGGAGCUGGGCUCCCCAGUCAGAUGCAACCUCCCUUGAAGAGGAGGCAGUCUCGCCCCUUCCGGCAAGUGGGGGAGCUGUCUCAUCAAACCCUACGCGGGUCUCUGCCAAGCCCACACCCACACGACUGGUAUUGGAGAACCGCAGUGGGGAAAGGUUUCAGGACUCCUAUGCCCACACCCAAAUCCUGCCUCCAUCCUCCUCUUCCUCAUGCUCCUCCUCUGUGGGAGGUAACAAUGGGAGACGUGAAGAGAGGGGGGCCUUUGUAGUACCCGGCAAUGGCGAGGCGCCAGUUGAGGAAGAGGAGGACAGCUGGCUCGGGGUAGCUGGUGUGGGUGAGGAUGCUGAGGCAGAGGAGAGAGAGUUGGAGUCUACAGAGGUGUGCCUGGACAGUACUGACCCCUCCCACACUCCUCAAAUUCCGACCUCCUCCUCUUCUGCCACCCCCCCUGGCUCAAAGGGCAGCAGCACGGCAAACUCCUCCAAAAGCAAACUAAAAAAGCGCUUCUCACUGCGGAGUGUUGGUCGCAGUGUGCGAGGGAGCGUCAGGGGCAUCCUGCACUGGCGAAGCUCCUCCAGUGAUUCAGCCCAGGGCCAGAGCCAUCUUCCCUCUAGCUACAGCUACACUAUGGGUGUCCAGGAUGCUGCCUCGGCCUCCACCAAAAGGAACUCUGGCACACAGCCUCCCACACCCACUUCCUCCAUGCCUGUCUCCCUCUCCCUGCCCCUCUCCCUGCCUCACUCCUCCUCCUCUUCUCUGCCCCCCUCUUCGUCCAGUAGUGCCACAUCUCUGUCGCUGUCAGAGGCGGCCCGGGACCGACGACGGAGCAAUGGUGAAGGAGGCGAGAAGGAGAAGUGGAGUCAGCGCCUGGAGAAGCUCAGGCUGUCACGAUCACCGCCCCCUGUUCUCACUUCCUCGACCAUGGGGUCUCACCCUACCUCCUCUACGCUGCCCCCCAGUAGCGCAGCUGCUGCUGCCAUUGGGCCUCCUAGGAAGGUGGGCCGGCUUGUACGGGAAGGUGGAGUGACUGUCAGCUCAUCCAGUGAUGAGUUUGGUGCGAGCCAUGGCUUCUCCGGCUUCUCCUUUGGCCUGCUGCACCAUGGCAUGGACAACAACAACGCUGCCUCAGUGUCCACCGCUGUGGCUCAAGGAGGUCCAGUGCAGCCUCUGGCCAGCGGCGGCAAUGUGCCCUGGAGAGGAGGCCGCUGGCAUAAAUGUCGCCUGGUCUUAAGAGAGAGGGACAAAGAGGGUGGUGAACGAGGGGAAGAGUAUUACCUGGAAUUCUUCAUCCCACCAAAAUCGUCUAAGCCCAGGCUGACUGUCCCAUGCUGCUCCAUCAUCGAUGUGAGGAGCACCACAGCGUUGGAGGUCCCUGACAAGGAGAACACAUUCCUCCUGCAGCUGGAAGGGGCGGUGCAGUAUGUAAUAGAGACACGUGAUGCCGUGCAGAUGAGAGCCUGGCUAAGUGACAUCAGGAACGGCAUUUGUCUGAGUGAGCAGGAGGACAUUGAGGGCGUGUGUGGUGGGCAGCUGGAUGUCAGUGGGACACCCGAGUUUGUUGACCGCCUUUCACAAGUGUGUUAUGGGGGUAUUGGAGGCUCCUCCCCUUUGAUGGAUCCUCUGCCACCAGAGUUACCGCCUCGAGCCCCUCUCGAUGAACCUGAUGGUCGGGGUCUAGGAGGAGGUGGAGCUAGCCUGGGUACACCAUUUGCUGAAACACCAGAUGCCACAGGCUCCUUCCUGUUCUCAGAGGUGACCUCAGCUGAGACGGUGGAGCACCCCCUCAGUGAGUGCCAGUGGUUCCAUGGUACGCUGUCACGCCUCAAGGCUGCCCAGCUGGUGCUGGCAGGUGGCACAGCCAGCCAUGGAGUCUUCCUGGUGCGCCAGAGUGAGACCAGGCGCGGUGAAUACGUCCUUACCUUCAACUUCCAGGGCAAAGCCAAGCACCUGCGUCUGUCCCUGAAUGAAGACGGGCAGUGCCGGGUGCAGCACCUCUGGUUCCAGUCCAUUUUUGACAUGCUGGAGCACUUCCGCGUUCACCCCAUCCCCCUGGAGUCUGGUGGCGCCUCAGACGUCACACUCAUCAGCUUCGUGGGCGCCACUGCCAUUCGCCAGCCAGGCCGGGACAGGGCUGGCAGCCGGCCUACAGUCUGUGAUGUCAUCACCACGCGCCAUCCUGACUCUCCAUCAACCCCCAUCUCUGACUGUGUACUUGACCAACAGACCCCUUAGCCCUCCGCAGCCCCCUCCACCGCCCCUCCCCCCCGGUCGACCACCACCCCCGACUCCGCCCCAGGAGCGAGUCAGCCAGGCAGAGCUGGAAGGGGGAGGGGCAACGGUGGUGGGCGGAGUGGCAGGUG
This is a messenger RNA of Lampris incognitus (smalleye Pacific opah), 3049 nucleotides long. It is a transcript of the gene sh2b1, whose product is annotated as SH2B adaptor protein 1. The transcript has 9 exons. Gene Ontology annotation, biological process: intracellular signal transduction. The record is from RefSeq and is a predicted model, not a curated record. Lineage: Eukaryota; Metazoa; Chordata; Actinopteri; Lampriformes; Lampridae. Gene Ontology annotation, molecular function: transmembrane receptor protein tyrosine kinase adaptor activity. Bases 273 to 2921 code for a protein of 882 amino acids. Gene Ontology annotation, cellular component: plasma membrane.